This is a messenger RNA of Fonticula alba, 10033 nucleotides long. RefSeq lists its product as hypothetical. Bases 174 to 9392 code for a protein of 3072 amino acids. The record is from RefSeq and is a predicted model, not a curated record. The transcript has 7 exons. Lineage: Eukaryota; Rotosphaerida; Fonticulaceae.
CGCACGCACGCACGCACGCACGCCCCACCCCCACCCACACCACAGCCUACUUUUGCCCUCCCUGCCGGGUCUGCCCCAGGCACGCACCCCCCCUCUCCCCUUUCUCUUCCUCUUGUGGCCGGUCGGCGCCGACCGGACUCCGAGCGCUCGCCCCCCUCCGCAAGACACCCACCAUGCGGCGGAGCCUUCGCCGGGUUGUCAAGGACGGCGCCGGGCCGGCCCCGGACCCGGGCCGAGUGCCCUCCCCCGCGCCGUCCCCCAUGUCGGCUGAGACCGAUGCGCCGAUUGUGCAGAAGCGUGUCACGGCGGCCGAGAUCCGCAGCCGCUUUGACCAGACCCUCGCGCAGACCACCUCCCUGCUGCAGCGGGCCACGGCCGAGGGGUUCUCCUUCCCGGGCCUGGACUCGGGGGCUGCGGCACAGCUGUGGCCCGGUCCCGGCGAGGCCGCCGGGCCGGGUGAGGCCUUGGCCGAUGAGGCCGCCCGCACCCUGGCCGGGUUUGUGCUGUUCCUGCGGGACUCCCUGACCAAGCAGAGCCAGGACCAUGUUGUCGCGGGGCUGCUGCAGCUGGCGCGCGACCUGCCGCAGGUGUUCCGCACGGCCGAGGUGCACCGCGCGCUGGUGGCCUGCUUUGACCCGCGCUACAUGCUGCACAUUGUGGUCCGGCCCAAUCCCUGGCUGGUGGUGUUGGUGGCGCAGGUGUUCCAGGCUGCCUGGGAGGACGCCCCUUCGGACUGGCCAUUGGACUUCGUGGACAUCGUGGUGGCCGAUCUGCUCGGGGACCGGGUGUGGACCGACCUGCCCGGGGCGCAGCGCUUCCUGGCCGAGGUGGCCACUGCCUUCCUGCUGCCGAGCGACCCUCAGGCUGGCGUUCCCACCGCGACGGACCUCGGUGCGGCCACCUACAAUUGGGUGGUGGCCCCGGCGGCCGGGCGGUACACCAGCCCGGCGGCCUCGGCCGCCGUGCAUGCACACCUGCAGCACACCCUGCCGGGGGCCUUGCGGCAGCUCUUCCCGCCGGAGGCGCCGGCUGACCCCCGGACCGGGGCCGUGGCCGGGGCCGGGGCACGCCCCGACGCCCCGCAGCAUGGGAAUGUCGUGCGGCUGGCGGCCCUGUGCACGCGGUAUCCCGACAUCCAGGCGGCCCUUAUUCCGUAUUUGGCCAUGGCCGCCGGCCGGCGGGUGUGUCAUCCCCCCUUGCGGGAGCUUUUCGCCCGGCUGACGGAGACCUUCGCGGCGGCGGCGGCGGCGGCGGCGGCGGCGGCGACAAUGGCCACGCCGGCCGGCGGCCAGGAGCCCGGUGCCGGGCCGGUGGGCGAGCUCUUCCAUGCGCUGGCCACCCUGCGCUGCCCGCCGGCCCUGGUGCCGGCCCAGGUGGACGCGGUUCAGCGUGUGAUCAGCCGGGACCCCGCCUCCGCACGGCGGCUGGUGGAGCUCCUCUUUGGCGAGCUGUUCCUGCUGCAGGGAACGGGCGAGGCGGCGGCGGCGGCGGCGGCAAGUGGCCCGGUGCCGGUCGGCGGCGGGCCCGCCCUGUCUCCCAUGUCGCCGUCGACCACGGCGCCGGACCACCUGCUGUCCAUGCUGCAUUUGGCUUUCGGGCAUGCCGGCUGCGCGGGCUCCUUCGGGGCCCUGCUGCAACGGGCCAUCCUCCACCGCCCGGGGGAUUUGGCCGACGGCUGGCCGGAGCGCUUCCGCCAGGUGGUGGACUUCCUGCCCGGGUCGUAUCCCCCGCAGGCGGCCCAGUUGGGGGCCCUGGAGGGGGCCUUCCUCCAGGGGGCCCUGCAUGUGGCCGACAUCGCCGAGGGGCUGUUCCACUGCCCGGAGGCGACUUUCUCCGGGGGGACUUGCGCCCUGUCGACCGUCAUCCCCAUCCUCUUGCGCUUGUUCACCAUGGGCCUGGCGCGCCUGCUGGGCCCGGUGUCCGAGCGGGCGGCCGAGCUCUUCCGCCAGCAGGUUCCCGCGUUGCCGGUCACGCAUAGCCUGCCCCCGGUGCCGGCCGGCAUGCGGGCCGACAUGCUGGCCCGAGCGGCUGGCUUGUCCCUCCGAGCGCUCGGCCUCAUUGUCGGGCUGCUGAACCGGGGCUUUGUCGGCCUCGAAGCCGGUGCCGGUGCCGGUGCCGGUGUCGACGCCGGCGCCAGUGCCAGCACCGGCGCCGGGCCGGCGAACACGUAUUUGCGCCUGCGGGUCGGGGCCGCCGAGGGCCCCGCCACCGCCGCCAAUGCCACCCCGGGCGAGGAGAAGAUCCCCGCGCGGGCGGCAUUCGACUGGCUGCGCACGGUCCUGGCCCCGGAAUGGCUGUCUGGCAGCCUGUUGGCCGAGGUGUCAGUCGACGAGCGCGUCUUCGUGGUGUUGCUGGACUCGCCCUUGUGCGCGUCGGCCCUGAUGCUGGAUCUGCUGGAGGAGCUGGCGGUGCGGGUGUUGCUGCGGCGCGGCGCGGCAUCGGCCGGCGAGCUCCCGCGCCUGGCUCCGGCCGGGGAGGGCCCGGUUGGCAGCCCGGUUGGCCGGUUUGCCGAGUACCGGCGCCGGGUGAGCCCGCUGGACUUGACCCUCCAGCCGGGGCAGAUCUCCACGCUGCUGGGCUGCGGCCUACCGGGGGCGGCCUCCGCGCGGCAGACCACCUGGCCGGCCUUGCGGGUGGUCCUUCUGCUGGCCUCGCUGAGCCCCCUGGCGGCGGGCCCGGCACUUUGGGAGCUGCCCCUGGUCCGGCGACUGUUGGGGGACCUGCUGUCCGGGCGCCUGCGCCAGCAGCUGGACGCGUACACCCACUCGGCGGCCGGGGAGCAGGUGGCCGACCUGGAUGCCGAGGGCCUUCCCCUGUCCGAGGCGCAGCGUCGAUCCUUGAAGCGCUCGCGUCGGCUCCUGGCCUCGGAGCUGGCCGCCGACGCGGCGGCGGUCAGCGUGUCGGUCCCGGCCACCGGGCCGAUUGGCCCGCCGCUGGCCAUGCUCCUGAGUCCGGUUGACUUGGACGCCGCCGGGGCCGGGGCCUCGCCUGUCCCCGCGCCGGAGGCCGAGCGCCUGCUCGAUCCGCGACUGGCCCUCGGUGCGCGGCUGGCCGCGUCGCCGUGGCUCUGUGGCCAGAUCCUGCGCGCGUCCCUCGGGGAGGAUCUGCGCCUGCCGCCGGCCGACCAGCUACACUGGCUCCUGGCAGCCCCGGGCGCUCUGCUGUCGGCGGGGCUGCUCCUGGCGCCUGGCACUGGCGAGGGGCCUGCCCGCCUGUCGGCCGACCUGGCUGUGGAGGUCCUCUCGUCGGAGCACUCCAGCCAGCUGGCCCUUUGGGCGGACGUCCCUCUGGCCGGGGCCACCCUCAUCGCUGCCGCCCAGCAUAAUAUCACCGCCUGCGUGGGGCCCGUGUCGCGGCUGUGCUCGGACAUCGCGCACUCACCGGUUCCCGGCCGCGCGCAGUCGGCCCUACUGCUGGUGCGGCUGCUGUUCCACCUACUGGCCACGCCGUCAUCCGCCUGCCGGACGGGCAUCUACCGGGUCCUGUGUCUGGCCCGCGAGGCUGUGCUGCCUGGACUCCAGGCCUCCGGUGCGCCGCCCGAGUGGGCCGGGCUCGACGAUGCAUUGGCCGGCUACCUGAGCCGGCCGGGCCGCUUUGCCGACGUUUCCUCGGCACUGGCCAACGCCUCCGGUGCGCCGCCCGAGUGGGCCGGGCUCGACGAUGCAUUGGCCGGCUACCUGAGCCGGCCGGGCCGCUUUGCCGACGUUUCCUCGGCACUGGCCACCCUGCGUGAGGCCAUCCGGGCCCCGGGGUCCGGCUUCGCCGAGGACCAGGUCCCCCUGGAGGGGCCGGUGUUGGUGGGGCUGCUGGGGCGGCUUUUGGCGGACGAGCCACUGGCCCCGCUGCUGCUGGCCGCGUUGCCGGGCGAAAGCGGUGUUCUGUUGGCCCGGUCGCUGCUGCGGUCAUUGUUGCCGGCCGCUCGGCGGACCCCGGCGACAUGGGCCUCGGCCGCGGUCCGCACGCUGGCCACCAUGCAGCAGGAGAUCGGAAGAGCGUCCGGUGUUCUGUUGGCCCGGUCGCUGCUGCGGUCAUUGUUGCCGGCCGCUCGGCGGACCCCGGCGACAUGGGCCUCGGCCGCGGUCCGCACGCUGGCCACCAUGCAGCAGGCCCGGCCGCUCUUCCUUCGGGCCUUGCUGGCCGAGGCGCCGGCCGUGGCUUCGCUCGGGUGCGAUGCCCACCUCCGGCCGAUGGCCGACCCGGGGCCGGAUUUCGGCGAAGCCCUGCUCGAGCUGCUGAGUCUGGCACGCACCCAUGAGCCGGGUCUGCCCGGCGAGCCGGCCGUGCGGGGGCUCCUGCAUGGGGUCUUCUGCUCGCCGGUGGCCACGAUCCCCGGGGCCUCGGGGAGCGGUAUCUUUGGGGACAUUUCGCCGGAGAUCCUGCUGGCCUCCUGGCUGGAUGUCCCGUCGGUGGGCGGGUGCCCGGGGCUGCCGGUUGGCCAGGCGGCGGUGGCCCUGCUGGAGGGGCUGGUCGGUGCCAGCCCGGCUCCGGAAGCCAAGCUGGCCCCCCUGGCGGGGGUAUUGCGUUCGGCCGCUGCCGGGUCCUCGGGCCAGCACAUCCUGGCCCGCCUGGGGUCCCUGGGCCCGGGGUUCUUGGCUUGGGCGACCGGGGCGCUGGGCGGGACGCCUGGGUCUGUGGCCUCGGUUCCGGAGCGGCCGCGUGCCGUGGGCCGGUGGACCGGCGGCAUGCUGACCGUGGCAGCCCCGCACAAGACCCCCUCGGCCCCGAGGGUGGCCCUGGACUUUGAGCAGCAGCCCGGCCUGCUGGACUCGCUGCUGGCGUCGCUGGCCACGCGGACCGGGCCGGCCGUCGCUGUGUCGGUGCCGGGCCGCGAGGAGCCCUUCCGGGCCGAGCCGGCCGCGGCCGCCCGCUGGGCCGAGAGCUUCCCCCCGACAUCGGAGGACAUCAGCACAUCGGUCGAUCUGGGGGCCAACCAAUUGGCCACCUUACAGUCCGGGGCCAAGCCCAAUGCGGUGUCCGGUGCCCCGGAAGACGAGGUCGACCCGGCUGUGGCGGCCCAUUCGCCGUUCGACUCGCGGCUGACCGGCGUCGCGCUGGGCCGCUUCCUGUCGUAUGCCGGGGCCGGGGUGACGCGGUCGGCCGCCGACGCGGUUCUCCUUCUUGGGCGCUUGCUGUCAGGGGAACUGUACUUGCAGGUGCCCCACUUGGCCCCAUCCCUGGUGGCAACCAUCUGGCAGGCAUCCCGGCUGGGGGAGGUUUCCUUGGAAUUGAUCGACCUGCCGGGGUUCUACCUGCACGCACGCGACAUGCUGUAUGCCCCGUGGAACAGGCGCUUCUAUGUGGAAGAGCGCCUUCCCCCGCCCGGGGUCCUUCUGCAGGGUCUGCUGUCGGCAUUGGCUGGCUGGUCGGCCGGGCGCGUGCGCCGGCUGCUGGCCGCCACGGUGGUCCGGUCGCCGGACCCCGGGCCCGGGGGGCAUCUGUCCGUUUGGCUGGUCCGCCUAGCGGACUUGCUCCUGUGGUCUCUGGUGCUGGAGUACUCGCAGCCGUCGGCCCUGCAUGCGGCCGGCGAGCGGCCGGCCCCGACGUCGCUGACAUUGUCCUGUCGCGAGGCGGCGCGGCAGCUGGCCGAAGUGCUGGCCCUCCUGCCGCUGGCCGACCCGGCGGCCGGCUGGGUGGCCGCUCCGUCGACGACGGCUCGGUCUCCGGGUCGUGCGCGUGCCGACCUCUUCCAGGCCGGGGUGCAGCUGGUCAUCGGGUAUUUGGAGAGCCUGCGCCAGGCGCUGUGCAUUUCCGGGCCGAUGCUCUUCGCCUGGGACCUGACCAUGACCUCGGCCACGCCGAGGGCUCCCUGGGCGACGGAGAAGCAGCAGCAGCAGCGGCGGCAACUCGCCGACGGGGAGGGCGACGCCUCCCGGCGGGUCAUCAGCCUUGGCGGGGCGCCGCCCGGGACGGCCGGCCUGCUGGAGGAGUCGUUGCAGCGCCUGCAGCGCAUCAACCAGACGGUCCAUGGCCCGUCCAUGGUUUUCAGCUUGCAACUGCUGGACCGGCUGCUGGCGGAGAUCGGGGCGUUGGGCUUCCCGCGCGCGGCGCCGGCCUCCUUCCGCAUGGGCCUGGCGCCCUUCUCCUCGACGGCACUGCACCAUGAUUCGGCUCUCUCGACCCUGGCACACAUCCUGGUCCAGAGUGCCACCUCCUUCAGCACCGAGCAUGAUGUCCUGGCGGCCGGUGUGGCCGGGUCGCCGGGCACCCCCGGAGGGGCUGGCUCCGAGCAGCAGGCCUGGGACCGGUCGCUCCGGGCGCUGGCCCUGCUGGCGGCCUUCGCCACGCACAGCCCGCUGCCGGUGAUCCGGGCGCUGGCCGAUGCCAGUGCCAUUUUGGGGUCCAUCGAUGACGAGCUCUUGACAUCGGCCACGUCGGCUGCGUCGCUGGUCGGGCCGGCCCUGGCCACGGGGGCCUCCUCCGGGCCCGGAGCGACCUCCGGCCCCGGGGGAGCCACCGGGGCCGAUGGCCGGAAGGCCGACGUCCCGGGGACCAGUGAGCUCGGCACCGCCGGGCGCACCCAGGCCCUGCAGCUGCUGAGCAUUGUCCGGCUCUUUGUGUCGGUGGUGCUGCGCUUCGGGCGCGGGGCCAUUCGCGAGCGCUUCGACGACAUCCUGGCCUCGAUGGACAGCAUCCUGGUUCGUUGCUUCCGGCCCUUCCCCGGGCUGAUUGCCCGACUGCGGUCGCUGCUGGAUGAGCCGCCCCACGAGGCCGGGCAUCAGCGUCUGGUGGAGAUCACAACCUACAUUACGCGCCUGUCGCAGCUGCUGUACGAGUAUGGGCGAGCGGUGUCGCACUCGGGCAGCGCCGAGCAGCUCGGUGUCAAUCGCCUGCAGGGCAUCCUGGUUCGGGCUUUCAGCCUGAAUGAGGAUGUCGUCGCGUCGGGCUCCGGCUCCGGGGCCGGGGGCGGGGUGGCCACGCUGAAGGCGCGCGCCUAUGGGCCUGCGGCCUACCGGACCGCGCACUAUUCCCUCUGGGGCCCCUCGCAGACCCCCUCGCUGAUGAGCCGGCAUGCGUGGCAGCGGUGGCUUGUCCGGAGCCGAGUGAUGCCGGUGCUCGGGCGCCAACGUCGUGAGGCCGUGCGCCGGCUGAUUGCCGUGUCCUCCGGGCGACGGACCACCGAGCUGGGGGCCCGGUCGCGGGGUUCCUUGCUGGUGGCCGCCCGGCGUCACUCGCCCUGGCGCUCGGCGUCUGGGACUUUGUCCGCCCAGCAUGGCGGAGACGUCGACCGGUCCCGCGGUGCUCUGGAUGAGGAGGACCACCAGGACGAGGGCUCGACGCUGGAGGACAGCGAGGCGGGCGGCCUUUCCGAGGCCGAGGCCGAGGCCGAGGCCGGUCUCACGGCCGAGGAGACGGGCUCCGACUCGGGGUCCGGAGGUGACUCCGACUCGGGGUCUGAUUCCGAGCCAGAGGAGGAGCCCGCCAAGCCCGCCUCCGAGGCGACCCCCGGCGUGGAGGGUGACUCCUCGGACGGGUCCGAGGCGUCGGACGAUUCGUCCGAUUCCUCCACAUCAAGUGGCGAGGAGGAAACCGACGCCAAGGAAGCCGCUGCCGGAUCCGGCAGUGAUGCCUCCUCCGGGGAUGAUGAGGAUUCCGAUGACGGCAUGGACACCGAGGAUGAUGCUCUGCCGAGUGAUGCGCCGCCUGGCGACGCACCGAUGGCCGACGCCGGUCAGGAUUCCCCGCUGCCGGAGGGCAGGGCCCUCGCCGACUCGGAGUCUGCCACGACCGCCAGCACGGCAGCCGGGACCGCCGUUCCCGAGGUCGACGCCGCCGGAACCGGCGGAGCCGCCGAUGCCGACGCCACCGCCAUUCCCGCGAGCCCCGACGUUCCUGCCGCAGCCCCGGAGCCUGCCGCAGCCCCGGAGCCUGCCUCCCCCAGUGUCAAGCAUCGUCCCGGCCGUCAUGCGCUGAAGCAGCCCGAGGGCGCUGCACGCUCGGGGGCCGACCGUCGCGAUGAGGGCUCUGACCGCCGUGAAGCGCGGCUCUUCGGCCCGGAUGGACGGCCCACCAAGGCCGGGCGGCGCUCUGGCGAUGUGUCAUCUCCCGGGGAAAGGCGCUUCCCACGGCGCGAGCGCGAUCGUGAGCGCGACCGCGACCGUGACCGGGAGCGCGACCGCGACCGGGAGCGCGACCGCGACCGCGGCAAGCAUGCCCCCCGGGGAGUCAACUGCUCGGACCAUCAGUUCGAGCUGGAGGAGCACCAGCAGGCCACGGAGAAGGCGGCCUCCCAGCUGGCGGAUCUGGCCACCCUUCUGCCGCAUGUCCAGCCGCUGGCCGGCCUGUGCGCCUUCCUGGGCUUGGCCCCGGGCAGGCUGGAUGCCGGCCCGAUGGCGGCCUCCCUGCGCCCGUCCACCCCGUUGGAGUUCGAGGUGGCGACCAUCUUCGCCGGGCUGGCCGAGGAGCCCGGGCGGAUGGCCGGGCUGGCGGCGUCGCUCGGCUCGCCGGCUCCCACGUCCGAGCAUCCCGCCCCGCCGGAGACCCUGAGCCAUGACUGCCUGCAUCGCUUUUACCAGGUGGCCAAUGCGGCGUUCGUACGGCCGGUCGGCGGCCCGGGGGCCGGUCCGCCGCGACUGACCGACAACCCGCGCGCGCGUCUGGCCGCCGUGGCCAUGUUGCUGACCAUGCUCGGGCGGACCUUCGGCCGGGUGAGCCCUGGCCGGCUGGCGCGUGUGCUGGCCGACGCGCCGGAGGCCCUGCUCGCGGAGGAGGCCCGUCCCGCUGGGCGCGAUCUGGCCGACCUGGACAAGGUCCUUCUGUUCUGCUGCAUGGCCCUGGUGCCGGAGGGCCAGGUCCAUGGGUAUCUGCCGCUGCGGGGAACGCCGCCGGCCGUGGGGGCGCCGGCCGCGCCGGUCUCCGACGUGGCCCUUGCCCAGACGGCCUGGCGGCUGCCCCUGUUGGUGGCCAUCUCCGAGACGGAUGGCGUCCUGAGCAUGGCCGAGACGUGCCGGGUGCUGGCCGGCCCGGUCCUUGCGCUGAUGCCCUUCGUCGCGCGGCUUUUCCUCGGCACCACCCUGGCCGGCCCGGGCCCCGACUCGCCGGAGUACAUGCAUCACUCCAUCUCCAAAUCCUACUGGGCGCUGCUGGCCCGGCUGUGCCUGUGUGGCUUCUCGGCGGAAAUUCUGCCCGCCUAUCUGGCGCAUCUUCGAUCGGCAUACGCCAAUGGCCACUCCAUUGGCGUGGCUCAUCUCCUUUGGCCGGCGGCUUGUGCGCUGGGAGUCAGCCGCGAUCUUCUGGCUGCUCUCUUCGAUCUGGCCUCCAGCGACCCGAGCGGCGGGGACUUUGUCCCGGAUGCCCCGGCCACCAGCACCGGCCACAUCGCCAAGAAGCAGCUCCACCACAUUGGCUCGUUCAGCAUCGGCAGCCAGCUGGCCUUCCAGGACGGCACCCUUUGAACGGGAGGCGCCCCCUCCUUGGCCCUCCUCUCGGAGGCAAUACACCCCCCCAUAGACACAUGCAUGAUCGGGCGCUGGGCCAGUUGGAAGAGCGGACAGGGGAGGGGACAAGCCGGGGGGUGCAUCUGCUUGGCAGGGUGGUCCUCUCGGUGGCGCGUGACGUCGGGCAAUGGGGCAGCGGAGGCGUGACAGGCAGACAUGCAGGCAGGCAGCCGGACAGGACGGCGGCGAUGAAUGCGCCGGAGAAGCGUCUUUUUGACCUCCGGCCAUCGUCCUCACGGCAGCAUGGGAUCGGUGGCUCCAGCGCCCGGAAUCCCAGGCCGGCGCACCCGACCCCAGGCGGGGAGGCGUCGCCUGGCCGGCGCCAGUGCGGCGACAUGAGGCCCAGAUCGGCGGAUCAUCGAGGGGGGCCGGGAGGGAGGGGGACAUGGCUGGCCGAUCGAGGUAUGCCCCUGGCCCGGGGAAGCCCGAGCUGCCGAAGGGCCUGGCCGAAGGACCAAUACCCGCAGGGGAGCAGCGAGGGGGGAUGGUUUGUAGUUGCUGGAGAGGCAAUCGGCAAAUUGACGCCACACGCGAGCACCAGGGCGAGGGCCCUGCCGGGCGAGUCUUGGCUCGACGCAGGGCGCCCCGAGACCGGCAAC